Molecule: messenger RNA, 1457 nt
Organism: Amaranthus tricolor (Joseph's coat)
Lineage: Eukaryota; Viridiplantae; Streptophyta; Magnoliopsida; Caryophyllales; Amaranthaceae
Product: gibberellin 2-beta-dioxygenase 2-like
Exons: 3
Coding region: 106-1092 (328 amino acids)
Biological process (GO): response to light stimulus; gibberellin catabolic process
Source: RefSeq, a predicted model, not a curated record
UUAUUUUCUUCACAUUCUUCUACAACACACGUAAAAUUCCCCACCAAAAUAAUCUGCACAAAUUUAAAAUAUCAAUCGAUUGUAAUAAAUUAAUAAUAUAAAAUCAUGGUUGUAGCAUCUCCAAAUCCCCUAAAGUGGACUAAGAAAACAAAAGCAGUAGGAGUUCCAACCAUUGAUCUUUCUCUAAAACAUCAAGAUAAGUCCACUUUAUCCAAGCUCAUUGUUGAAGCUUGUCAAGAGUUCGGCAUUUUUAAGGUUAUUAAUCAUGAGAUUAACUCCCAUGUCGUUAAUUCUCUUGAGAAAGACGGCAUGGAUUUUUUUGCCAUGCCGUCUUCAGAGAAACACCGUGCUGUGGGUCCCACCGUCCCUAAACCUUUCGGAUACGGAUUUCGUAAUAUCGGUAACAAUGGUGACGUCGGUGAUCUCGAGUACCUUAUUGUUCACGCUAACAUCGCCGAUACUCGUCCUUCUUCACUCAGCGAAACUGUGAAUGAUUAUGUGGGAGCAAUAACAGAUUUAGCAUGUGAAUUACUAGAUUUGAUUGCUGAGGGAUUAUGGAUUCCAGAAAAAACUAUUUUCAGCAAAUUAAUCAGAGACGUCCAAAGUGAUUCUCUCCUUAGGCUGAAUCACUACCCUCAACUUAAGAAUUGGGACCCAAUAAUUAACGUUUCAGGAGAACGCAUUGGAUUUGGAGAGCAUUCUGACCCUCAAAUCUUGACCAUCUUAAGAUCUAAUGAUGUGGGAGGACUCCAAAUUUGCACGCCAGAUGGUUUAUGGCUGCCUGUCCAACCUGACCCCAAUGCCUUCUACAUUAUGGUGGGGGAUUCUCUCCAGGUAUUGACAAAUGGAAGAUUCGAAAGUGUGAAACAUAGGGCGAUGGCGAAUAAUUCUCUAAGUAAGGCAAGAAUGUCAACUAUUUUUUUUGGUGCUCCUCCUUUGAAUGCAACAAUUUCUCCAAUACAAGAAAUGGUGUCACCAUUAAAUCCAAGUCUGUAUGAGCCUUUUACAUGGCUAGAGUAUAAGAGAGCAAUGAAUGCUUCAAGAUUGAGUGAUUGUCGCCUCAACCUCUUCAAGAGACGCAGUGGUCAAUGAUUUUUUUUUUUUUUAGUUUUUUAAGGCAAAUUCGUAGUUUAGUAGUAAUAGAAUGAAGAAGAAGGAUAAACUUUCUAUUUUUGGUUCAAGCUCCAUCAUGAUGAAUAUUAUAGUUAUGAAUGAACUUGUGGUGGGCUAGUAGCUAGCUAGUUGGAUAGAGACAUUUGGGUAAAGGGGGAAAUGAUUGUACAUAUAAUCUUGGAUUUUUUUAGGAAUUGGUAUUAUUGGUGGGUGAUCUCAUUUUGUGUUAUAAGCUAGAUGUAACUUGGGUGGAAGGCACCUUCCAUUAUUUCAUUGCAAUGUAGGCCUAUGCCUUAAUUAAUUAAUUAAUUAAUUAAUUAAAAGUAUCAAUGUUUUUUUUUUUA